Messenger RNA from Trachemys scripta elegans, 4413 nucleotides. RefSeq names its product protein transport protein Sec16B. NCBI's taxonomy places the organism in Eukaryota, Metazoa, Chordata, Testudines, Emydidae. Bases 336 to 3422 code for a protein of 1028 amino acids. Gene Ontology annotation, cellular component: ER to Golgi transport vesicle membrane; endoplasmic reticulum exit site. Gene Ontology annotation, biological process: COPII vesicle coat assembly; autophagy; Golgi organization. The record is from RefSeq and is a predicted model, not a curated record. The transcript has 26 exons.
UGGUGCUCAGAGCUAACCGUUCCGACUACCAGCAAUGGCUUCAGUACGAAGAUUCCGGCCAGCUGACGUGGCAGAGCUUGUGUGUGUGGGAGCAUCCAGAGUCUUUCAGGAUGGGAUGCAGCAGCCCAGCCUUUGCUUUAGGGGUAGGCGGUGAAGCUACAAAACUACGAAAAACUAAAUCAAGGAGGAGGAGCUUCACAGCAAGACCCAGAUGGACCCUUGGGUGCCCCCGGGGCAGCCCCAACCAAGAGGGAGGCAUGUAGCCCGGAUGGAGGGCCAGGACAGGGGGCCAUGGGGAGAAGGCUACCACAGACCUCGACCCCAGUCUAGGCAUAAUGGUGAGAGGUAUUACCACCACCAACAGGACCUCAGAACAGGGCCUCAACUGUGGCCAGACCCAUGGAUGGAGUACCACCACCCCAGCUAUCCUGGCAGGCCAGAGGACCAGAUCAGACCAGACUCCAGAGCAGAGUAUUAUGAAAGCAGUUAUCUCACUAGACCAUAUUCAAGGCAAGGCUAUGAGGACCCCUACUGGAGCUACCCAUCGCCAAGCUCUGGGGAAGACUACGCUUUCAGAGGUUAUCACAGACCCUCCCAAGUACUGCAGCAUGAGAGAGUGUGCAGAUCCAAGGCACGAAGAUCUUUAUGGCAGGCACAUGAAUUACUGGGAUCAGAACUACUACAGAGACUCCCGUCAUGACCAGGAUACCAGCCCAUUUGGGCAGAACGAUGUGGCACAAUACCGCUCAAAGAGCUACAGCUCCUAUGAGGAGAAGUACAUCUCUACUCCCAGGCAGGAACAGAUUGGGGUGGAAGCCCGGGGGAACUGCGUGGAGGAUGCCAGCUUCCAGCCAUAUGAGCUCCCCGCCCCACGUGAGCUCAGCCGGCUCGUGCAGUACAAGGAAUCUGGCCUCAGCUCCAGCAGCUAUGAACUCAGUCAGUACAUGCGCGACUCUCCCAAUCAGUACGACCCAGAUCCUUCAGAGACCUGGAGUCCAGUUCAAACAGAGGAAGUCUUGCUGUCCACUCCGCACCACGUGGCACCGCAGAAGUAUUCCCUCCCUCACGUGCCAGUGUGCUUUGGAGCAGGAGGCCAGCUGGUCCGAGUGUGCCCUAACUCCCCGGCUGAUGGGCAGCCUGCCCUCAUUGAAAUGCACAGCCUGGAGGUAAUCCUUCAUGACACAAAAGAGCAGGAGGAGAUGCGAGCCUUCCCAGGGCCUCUGGUCAGGGAGGAUUUGCACAAGGUGGAUGUGAUGACAUUUUGCCAGCGCAAAGCAGCCAUGAGCUGUGAUUUGGAGACUGAGAGAGGCAGAGACUCAGCCCUGCUCUGGAAACUCUUGGUCCUCCUUUGCCGGCAGAAUGGGUCCAUGGUGGGCUCAGACACAGCUGAGCUGCUGAUGCAAGACUGCAAGCGCCUGGAGAAGUAUAAAAGGCAAGAGCCAGUGGCCAAUCUGAUCAACCUGACCAAUGAAGAGUGGCCAGUGCAGGGCUCCGGGACACCAGACCUCCUCACUGGGGAGAUCCCACCCAGCAUGGAGACACCAGAGCAGAGAGUGGAGAAAUUCACCAAGCUCCUCUUCUAUGGCAGAAAGAAAGAAGCCCUGGACUGGGCCAUGAGAAGCCAGCUGUGGGGUCAUGCCCUAUUCCUGUCAAGCAAGAUGGACCUGAGGACCUACAGCUGGGUUCUAUCUGGGUUCACCAGCACGCUGGCCCUCAACGACCCCCUGCAGACUCUCUUCCAGCUCAUGUCCGGAAGGAUACCUCAGGCAGCUCUGUGCUGUGGGGAUGGCAGGUGGGGAGACUGGAGACCACACCUGGCAGUGAUGCUGUCCAACCAGGUUGGGGACACUGAGCUGAACCACCGGGCCAUCGUCGCCAUGGGAGACACCUUGGCUGGGAGAGGGUUAAUAGAAGCUGCUCACUUCUGCUAUCUAAUGGCGAAUGUCCCUUUUGGUCACUACGGGGUUAAGACAGACCACAUUGUCUUGCUGGGCAGUGACCCCAGUCAGACAUUUGUACAGUUUGCCAAGACGGAAUCUAUCCUAAGGACUGAAAUCUUUGAGUAUUGUCAGAUGCUGGGACAUCCCAAAUCCUUCAUCCUCUCCUUCCAGGUGUAUAAACUCCUUUACGCUGCACGCCUGGCGGACUAUGGUCUCACCUCCCAGGCCUUGCAUUACUGCGAAGGGAUUGGCACAGCUCUGCUAGACCAGACCCAGGCCAGCCAUCCGGUGCUGUUAGAACAGGUUAUCAAGCUUGCAGAGCAGCUGAAGCUCUCUGACCCAUUGCUACUGGAAAGACCUGAGCAGGAACAGAACCUGGAACCCGACUGGCUCGUCCAGCUCCGAGCCCGAGGCCAACAAUGGGAGAAGGAAGGCGACCUCCCCAACUUGGCAUCUGCUCAGCCAGAGCUCUCCAGAGCCAGCGGAUCCACAGCAGACAGAGAUCUCCGUCAUGAGUUUGCACAAAACCCAGGCUACCAGCACAACCUAGAGUUCCAGCAGUAUAACCCCCCUGCUCCUGAGAGGACAGGCCAGUACCAGCCAGGUCUACAGGAGAACGUGUCCUUCCCGCCUGGUGCAUAUUCCAGGGUGGAGGGGUCAGAGCAGGCCAUAGCUUCUGUGCCACCUGAUGCCAUGCAAGAGAAUCGUCCCACAGAGGUCAGCUUUGGGGCAAACCUCUCUCUAGAGGGAAUUUCAAAUGACCAUUCCCCACAGGUCUACCAGCCACCAGGGAACGCUGUGAGGUUUCAAGGACGCUCCCAGCCCUUUGGGGUUCAGAAGAACAUUCUGGAACAGCAGAGUGUGUUGAAUGCCAGGGCCCGAACCGUCUCAGAGAGCUCCACCAUCUCCGUGGAGGAGGACGCCUUGCGACCCCCAGAAGGCACAGGCGAGGGAGUUGCCGUAGAGCGGCCGUCGACGGAGGGGGCAGAGCGAGAGGAGGCAAAGGGCUCAGGGUUUGGCUGGUUCAGUUGGUUUCGAUCAAAGCCCUCCAAGGAGGUGACGCCUUCCAGAGAUGUGUCCGGCCCUGCCCCAGUCUCUGCUGCACUGGGGUCCCAGGAGAAGGAUGCACCAGCCCCAUGUCCCUCUCCCCCUCCUCCAGCCACUGGAGCAAGCUCUUCAUCAUCUCACCCUCCUCGCCUGCUUCCGGCUUCCCCCAGCCCUCUCUCCAGAAGCUCAGCUAUGAAUGAAGCUAAAGGCUUACAGGGCCCCAAUGGCAGGGAAUCAGCAGCCUUUCCUGGGGCUGGAGGCCAGGCUGACUCACAUGGCCCUCUCUCUGGUCCUGGUGGUCUCCUUCUUGCCCCUAGUAGAGGGCAGGUCCCACUCUUCAAUCCUGCUCAGGUUCCUCAGCUCUCCACUGCUGCCUCCCUUGGACUUGGCCAACCCAAGCGGCUCUCACAGCGGCGCUACCCAGCCCAGCCGUGACAAGGCGCUACCCAGCCUGGCCUGUCUACCAAGUCUCCUGUGGAGCAGAGGCUGCAAGAGUCCUUGCCAUGGGGACAGAAACAGACUAUUCAUUUGUACUGAGUCCCUGCCCUUUUUCUGCCCCUUUUCCUCUUUCCCCUAGGAAUAUUGCCAGUACACCUCCCCUUGCAAAGGGCGUCAAUAUUAAGGCUGGGGAGAGGUGGAUUCGCUCCUUUCUGACACUGGGUAUCCAUCAUUUGGCCAAGUGUCUAGUCAGUGAUGAUUGGCUAGUGGAAGGAGUUUUCAGGGAAGUUCCUGUAAGGGGAAAGGUAUAUCGAGGCUGGAUUUCAGAAGAAACAUCCUAUCAGUGAUGUCUCCGAGUCUGGGGAAUUUUUUCCCAAGGACCAUGCUGGAGUCCUCAUCUCUUCACUCACUGGAGUCUGGAAUGGCCAAAGCACUGGUGUAUAUAUUGCAGGGAACAAUCCCACAGUGGCCAGGGGUGGGACCCAGGGACUGGCUCUAAACUGCAGAUCUCUUCCAUCAGACAUGUAAUAGCAAUGGUAACAUGAGUAAAUGUAUGUAUGGCCAUUUGACUGGCUGCCAUGCAGGACAUCAGGUGCAGAUUGCAUGUUUGCUCCCAGGCUGGGGAGAGCCAGGAGUGCUGUGAAGACAGUACAUGCAGCUCUGGGUGGGAGCAAGCUCAUGGCAUUUAAAUGCCUCCUCAGGCCAACCGGAGGAGUAAGGUUAAUUGUCUCUGGCGGGAGCAGCAUCCAGCCAAGAGGGGCCAUCGAUCACAACAUAAAGCCAGUGGAGACUGAGAGUGCAUCCUCCCACAAAACAUCUGCCAUGGGAAUGGUUCAGGGGUGAUUCAGGGGUAGCCAGAGAUUGCAGUGCCUUCACAUUUGUAUAAGAUUCUUGACGAUAAAGGACAUAUUUGUAUGGUCUCUAAUAGCACCUACGCUGCCUUUGUAUUUAAUGUUUUUGGAAAUAAAGUCAAAAUACGUUUACUGCC